AUGAACACUGAUGGACUCAAAUUGGCAAAUGUGAGCACUUUGAAUUCUUCUCUGGAUUUAAGAGUACACAUUAGCGGACUUGUUUGGUGCAAAGGAUUUGUGCUGGAAAUAUUUGCCCUUCCUUCCCAAUUUUAUUUGGUCACCUCUGAGAAACAUUACAACCUACUAGUCCACACUUUUAACGGCAGAAGUGGAAAAGUUGGGAACCCUAAACCUCUCUUUGACUGGACACAACAACAUAUGACAGGAUCUCCGCGCCGCCUGAUAGUUGAUAAUAAUGGUCAUCUCUGGAUGGCUCUUGAUGGAGGUCACGGAGUCAUUCAAGUUGAUCCAAAUAGUAAACUAAUGAAACAAUUUAUUGGCAUGCCUGCAGAGAGACAUAAUAGACAACAUCCACAACAAGAUAAAAGUGGUUCAAUUUUUGCCCUCAGAGGCCUUGGCGUGCACGGGAAACCGCCAGGAGAAUACAAAUUGAAUACAGUCAUUAUCAAUGCAAAAUUACCAGAACAUCUCUAA
Belonocnema kinseyi is the source of this 516-nucleotide messenger RNA. RefSeq names its product regucalcin-like. The record is from RefSeq and is a predicted model, not a curated record. Gene Ontology annotation, molecular function: gluconolactonase activity; calcium ion binding. The coding region runs from base 1 to 516 and encodes 171 amino acids. The transcript is spliced from 4 exons. Gene Ontology annotation, biological process: L-ascorbic acid biosynthetic process. Lineage: Eukaryota; Metazoa; Arthropoda; Insecta; Hymenoptera; Cynipidae.